CCCUUGCGGCGUUGUUCUUGUUGUUGUUGUUGCCCCUCGAUCCCUGCCCGCGACGACGUGUGGACCUUUUGGCGCCGCUGUGAGCGUGAGUGUUGGAAAGUCUCCACCUCUCCUCCUCGCCGCCGGCACCACCUUCGCUGGCGUAGACCUCGUCCGCUGCGGCGGUGGCCACGUUACGCCUGGGCGUCUGAGGAUACCCCGGCAGGGCUGGGGCUUUCGCGGGCUCGGCCGUCUCGAGAACCGCUCCUUGUCCGUGUCUCCAACGCCCUUCUCAUUCAGACGGUUCAUGCCGACCAACACAUGCAUCAUCUCGACCUUCGGGUCCUCCAGCCCCACCAGGUGGGUGGCAGCUUCCUUUGCAGCUGCCUUGUAUUGUUUUUAUGUCUCUUGGUACACGCUGAAGAUGGCGUCAUAAUCGGCGCGGCGCUUCUUCUCAAUAGCUUCUCGACCGGCCGAUCGACUCGAGGGGGCGACGUCGGCAUAGCCUGGGGCUGGCAUGACGAAGACGACGGCGCAGGCGGAGUGCGUGGCGCCAGAGCGGCGGGAGUAGGCAACCGUGACUUACGGCCCAGGUCAGGCAUCUAGGGGGGAACUGGAAAGGGAGGCAAGCCAGCAGAUGAAUUCCACAAGACGGGGACGGACAUAAAGGCUAGUAGGUAUGUGUAGGGCCCCCACUUGGUCGGAGAGCAGAGUUGCGUGCCACGACAGGAUCGGCAUGUGUUGGGCCGCUACGACGUUGGAGGACGACUUUACGUGCCUCCUCGGCUGCAGCUUUAGCCUCAUCUUCCACCCCCUUGCUGAACCGCUGUUGCAAGAGUUGGGUUUCUGAUUCAAGAUGUUCCCAGAAGGGAGCUUGACGCUAGGCGGCCUUGCGCUGGAUGAGGGCUGGGCUGAUCUGACUCUCACGCGAUGGGAUCGUAUCUCAGUCGGUGAGGUCUGAAGAUGGCGGCAGGAGACGACUGGUGAUGGUGGUACUGCGCUUUGUGUUGGAUAAGGGGUCUGUCGACAUAAAAGAGGUGUAAA
Colletotrichum navitas is the source of this 1023-nucleotide messenger RNA. RefSeq lists its product as uncharacterized. The record is from RefSeq and is a predicted model, not a curated record. The coding region runs from base 301 to 585 and encodes 94 amino acids. Lineage: Eukaryota; Fungi; Ascomycota; Sordariomycetes; Glomerellales; Glomerellaceae. The transcript has a single exon.